AUGGAGAACAAAUCUCGUCUUGAUCGUGGGAGGCAUAAUCGUGCACCCUCCGUUCUUGUAUGGGAUGUUGUUAGGGAGACGGGAACAAGACAGCCAUACAGUACAACCUCUAGCAGUGAGUUCGCGAACGGCUUUCCAGGCGAUUCCCUCUACAACAUGGACAAGUUCGCUGUCAACAGCUACACCAAAAAUAAACAGCUGCAGUUCUCUUUCCAGAAUCAAAUUGGCCUCUGGUGCUCCGACAAUCUUGAGAAACCGGUAUCCUUUUCUGGUGACAAGGAAGGCUGGCUAGGCGUCUUGCUGGCCGACUCCACUGACGUUCGGGUGUACAACGCGCAGGCCACCUUCAUUCGACCAAUGGAGGAGUGUGAGCAGUUCCUCUUUGAGCUGAGAGCCACAACAUCCUCUGAGAAGAGUGAAACGCCGCUCGUGUCGUUUGCCUGGCACGGAUCGAUAGUUAAUUGCAUAAUCACCAUCGACCGGGCAGGGUGUCUCAAUGUGGCCAAGGUCCACGAGCUGACUGCCGUCACCUGGUCGCCCAACCACACGUUGCUUUGGACUUGUGGUUCCACAUGGCUCGGUUUGGAUCGGACGGGUUUGUUUGGUCCCAGGGGCUACGUGGUCUCGCGUCGAGGCAAGUCAGACGGACUGAAGACGUCGUCUAAUCUCAAUAAAUCGAUAAUUGAUGGGUUUACUAAGGUGGCAGCGAAGUUGGGUGACAACUUGGACUCGGUAAUUCAGAGGCGAGCCGAUGCCGGUUACGGCCUCGAGGCAAGCUUACUACUUAAAUCCAUCUCAGCAGUGCGUUUUGUUUCAGCCUUAUCUCGCGUCCUCUUUUUAAGUGGAAUUUUAAUUAUUUUCCAGGUCCAGAAUACGCCUUACUCGGCGAUCGUAGCAGACGACCCCCAGCUUAGAAGUCUGUGGGUUCUGAUCGAGUAUCUGCAGGAGUACAUUGAGGAUUGGGCUCCUCCAGGAAAAUGCCACGACACCCCCUGGGGCGGUGUGCGUGGGCGCGUCGGCGCUGGGGGCACCGGGGCGUGCGAUUUGCGCUGCCAAGGUGCCAUGGCGAUCCUCUGCAGCGGCAAAGCGGCCGCCUCCGAAGUCGCGGAGAGCUGCGAGUGGCACGGAAUCGACGCCAGCCUGACCUUCCCGCGUUAUUCCAGUCCUGAAAGGUCCCGUAUUCUGCGAAUGUGCAUGUGGCCGCUGGAUGCCUCGUCUGACGCACAGCGACGUGUUUUCGAAAGUGUUUGUGGCGACAUGGAGUUCGAGCGGGCAGCAGCGAUGGCCCUCAUCAACCUCCAAUUCGACUGGGCGCUCAGUUUCCUCUCCCGCGCGUCAGAAUGUCGAAGGUCGAAGGAGAAUGGGGACGCGGCCGCGAACGAAGCCGACAGAAAUGGCGCUAGUCUCGCCUCCGCCUCCUCCGCCCUCAGCGCCACUGAAACCGACCUCACCGGACUGGCGCUUUCGGGCUUCUCGGAUCCGCGGAACCAAUUCUGGCGUAGCACCUGUGCCGACGUGUUGGCCCGUCUGAACAACCCCUACCUCCGCUUCAUGUUCAAAUUCCUCACGUGUUCUCGCGGUGAUCGUGGCGACAUCAAGGACUUCAAGGAGAUCCUGGAGAACGAAGAUCUCAUCCUCAUCGAUCGCUUGGCUUUCGCCUGCCUCUACCUCAACGAUCAGGAGCUGCGCGACUACGUGCGUUCGACGUUUGAGCACAUGCUCCAGGGUGGGCGUCUGGAGGCGGUGCUGCUGACGGGACUUUCAUCGCCCGAGUUCUUCGACCUCCUCCAACGCUACGUGGACCUCACGUCCGACGUCCAGACUGCCGCCAUUCUCGGUCUCCACGCGUGCAGUUUGUGUCGCUAUCCCACGCCUGGGCCUCCUAUCGGUUCUAGUCUGGGUGUUCGUCGGGGCUCCGGUCAAUCGCAGGCGUCCAACAGGUUCCGAGUGCGAUCUGGCAAGGACGUGGGCGACACGACGAAGUCGACGCCUUCCACACCACCUGGAGAUCAGCUGGUUGCCAAGUUGGGCGGUAGGCGGUUGACCAACUGGGUCGAAAGUUACACUCAAAAGACCCAUUCAACACCUCUCGUGGAACUAGUCUCUCACUCGAGGCGUUUUUCAAUAAACCCAGCAACGUUCGGAUACUUCACAUUAACUCCAGGUGUCCUCAAAGCAGAGUCUCAGCUGCCUAAGCAAAAUAAAGCCACUGUAGUUGUCACCGAUGUUGCUGACCCGUCAAAUGUCAUCCUGGACUCCACCGCAAUAAAACCGACUGAUCUAAAUGUUGCCCUGGCUGCCGUAGACACCAUAAAUCACAUUGAAAAUCGAGACGCCUACACCAGAUGUCAGUUUGUCCGCUGUUUCGCACGUCACGAGUCUGCCUGUCUCAUUUCGGCUGGCCGAUUUGCGUCCGCCGCCACCGCCUUGUCGGAAGUGCGCACAAUUUUGUGCACCCACGUGACUGGGUGGCGUCGUGACGAGCGCGAACAUCAUCUGCCUCACAUGGCCAGAGGACACUCAGUCGAGCGGACCGUGUUCACCCCAAGGCGUGAUCUCGCUGACCACGUUUUGCAACAAAUCAACGACGCCUGCUUCGUUUCAACUCCACCGUGA
Mesocestoides corti is the source of this 2616-nucleotide messenger RNA. The record is from the annotation of a GenBank genome assembly. NCBI's taxonomy places the organism in Eukaryota, Metazoa, Platyhelminthes, Cestoda, Cyclophyllidea, Mesocestoididae.